ACGUUACAGCCCACUUGAACCCAGUCCAGGGCAUGGAUAUGACGACAGUUUGGCUCAUGUUUUACUGAAGCUGUUAAACAUCGGUUGUAUAAAAGCUGGCAGUGUACCUAAGAGGCCAACUGAACAAAAGCGUGUGUUACCAAGGUUAACUGACUGGAAACAAUAGCAUAAAGAAAUGCAGUCUGUGGUGAAACAAAAUUUUCACUCCGAGACUGAAGGAGAUCUCAACAAACUCAUCAACCUCAAGCUCACUGCAUCCUACACCUACCUGUCUCUGGGGAUGUAUUUUGACAGGGAUGAUGUCUCCUUGCCAAAGUUCUCCAGUUUUUUCCUGGAGCAGUCAGAGAAAGAGAGGGAACAAGCUGAGAAGCUGCUGGAAUAUCAAAACAUGAGAGGUGGCCGAAUUCUGCUCCAGACCAUUGCUAAGCCAAGCAGGGAGGAUUGGAGAGGUGGUCUGGAUGCGAUGUCCUUUUCUUUGGACUACCAGAAGUCACUGAACGCAUGUGUUCUUGACAUUCACCGCAGAGCUGGCACCCACGGUGAUGCUCAUCUGUGUGACUUCCUUGAGCAACACUUCAUACCCAACAGCCACGAUGUCAUCAAGAGGCUAGGUGAUUACAUUGGCAGUCUGACCCGCAUCACUGCAUCUGCCGAGCACGGUGGCAUGGGAGAAUACCUCUUUGAUAAACACACUCUGUGAAGAUCCUGCCGUUACUGUGACACAUGCUCCGUAUUCAUUUUUAAUAGAGUCAAAGAGGGCAACAGUCCCUCACACCGCAACUUAUUCUGUUUAAAAACACAAGGUAUCAUGUUACUCCAAAAGGUGUUGCAAAACAACAAACAAAAAUACCUCAAUUUUAUAUACCAUAGUGGGAAGACAUGUUCUCACAACUAUGGUGCUAAUAACUACAAUUUUCCUAAGCUGUCAAACUGAGUCACACUUAUUUAGACUCAGUUACAUCAUGUGUCAUACAUUCCAUUGCCUCCGUUAGCUUUUUCUUCCACAUCAACGUUGUAAACCUACAUAAUGUUUUGGAUCAGUGUGUCUUAAAAAGUCUUGGAAAAGACUGUUGAAAGAUUUGGAAUAUGAUGAAAAUUUUCAAUAAAGUCAGAUUAAGCUGA
This is a messenger RNA of Sphaeramia orbicularis (orbiculate cardinalfish), 1122 nucleotides long. Its product is annotated as ferritin, heavy subunit. The transcript has 5 exons. The record is from RefSeq and is a predicted model, not a curated record. Gene Ontology annotation, biological process: intracellular iron ion homeostasis; iron ion transport. Bases 176 to 700 code for a protein of 174 amino acids. Lineage: Eukaryota; Metazoa; Chordata; Actinopteri; Kurtiformes; Apogonidae. Gene Ontology annotation, molecular function: ferrous iron binding; ferric iron binding. Gene Ontology annotation, cellular component: cytoplasm.